AUGGCGUCUCAAGAAUCCAAGCCCCUCACAUUGACCGUCCUCGGCGCCGGCACCAUGGGCAUCGCCAUCAUGGGCGGCGUCAUGGCCUCGCUCGCCAAGUCCAAAACCGCCGCUGCCAUUGACCCUUCGUCCGCCCCCAAGGACACGCCGAACGUGUCCAGAUUCGUUGCCUGCGACACAUGGAAGCCUGCCGAGGACAAUGUCAAGAAGGCCCUCGGCCACUACAACUUCGACCUACAGACCCUCACCAACGAGAAUCUCAAGGGCGUCCAGCAGGCUGACAUUGUCCUGCUGUCGUGCAAACCUUACGGCUUCAAGACCAUUCUGGGCGAGGAGGGCAUGCGCGACGCCCUCAAGGGCAAGAUCAUCGUCAGCAUCCUGGCUGGUGUCACACAGAGGCAGAUCUCCGAGUUCCUCUACCCCGACGGUGCCGACAAGGCCGACGAUGCCUGCAGAGUGGUUCGCGUCAUGCCCAACACUGCGUCAUUCGUCGGUGAGUCCAUGAGUGUCAUCGAGACCAGCGACCCGCCGCUGUCAGAGGCACAGUACAAGCUGGUUGAGUUUGUCUUCAGCUCCAUUGGCCGCGUUACCACACUUCCUCCUGCGAACAUGGACAUUGCAACUGCACUGUGCGGCUCAGGUCCCGCUUUCUUCGCUCUGAUCCUCGAAGCUGCUGCCGAUGGUGCCGUUGCCAUGGGUAUGCCGCGUGCUCAGGCCUAUGAGAUGGCCGCACAGACAAUGCGCGGAACCACAGGGCUCGUACUGAACGGCGAGCACCCCGCUGUGCUCAAGGACAAAGUCUCGACACCCGGUGGAUGCACCAUCGGCGGUCUGAUGUCCCUUGAGAAGGACGGUGUCAGGAACGCGGUUGCGACAGCAAUCAGAGAAGCCUGUGUUGUCGCAUCGAGACUGGGUGGUGAGCAAAGGGAGUUUGUCAACCACAGACGAUAA
Boeremia exigua is the source of this 951-nucleotide messenger RNA. RefSeq names its product pyrroline-5-carboxylate reductase dimerization-domain-containing protein. The transcript is spliced from 2 exons. Bases 1 to 951 code for a protein of 316 amino acids. Gene Ontology annotation, biological process: L-proline biosynthetic process. Gene Ontology annotation, molecular function: pyrroline-5-carboxylate reductase activity. The record is from RefSeq and is a predicted model, not a curated record. Lineage: Eukaryota; Fungi; Ascomycota; Dothideomycetes; Pleosporales; Didymellaceae.